Messenger RNA from Sebastes umbrosus (honeycomb rockfish), 2367 nucleotides. RefSeq names its product kelch-like protein 40a. Lineage: Eukaryota; Metazoa; Chordata; Actinopteri; Perciformes; Sebastidae. Gene Ontology annotation, molecular function: protein binding. The coding region runs from base 203 to 2047 and encodes 614 amino acids. The record is from RefSeq and is a predicted model, not a curated record. The transcript is spliced from 6 exons.
UUUGUGAGGGUCCUGUCUAUAAAUACCCCCCCAACUUACCGAGUGACUGACAGCCACGGACAGCUGCAGCCACCAGCCGACCAACCCGUGGAGACUACAGAGCGAUCUGAGCAGCCCUGUGCACGCUGACAGUCCCUGCUCCGUAGUGGGGAGUGAGGAAGCGUGCCCACGAAACCCAACCGGGACAAGGAGACAGAAUAAGAUGGCUGCCAUGGCUAUAGACCCGGUGGAGCAGCCUCGGAUGUACCAACAGACUCUGCUUCAGGACGGACUGUGUGACCUAUUGGAGAAUGACAAGUUUGUGGACUGCGUCCUCCAAAUCCAGGAGCAGAAGUUCCCGUGCCACCGCCUGGUUUUGGCUGCCAGCAGCCCCUUCUUCAAGGCCAUGUUCCUGUCCGACCUGGAGGAGAGCAAGAAGCACGAGAUUGUCCUCAAGGACGUGGAGCCACGUGUUAUGGGGAUGAUCCUGCGCUACUUGUACACCUCGGAUAUUAAUCUGACAGAGCAGAACGUCCAGGAUAUCUUCAUGGUUGCUAACAUGUACCAGAUCCCCUCCAUCUUCUCUGUGUGCGUGUCCUACCUCCAAGAGAAGCUGGUACUGGGGAACUGCUUGGCCAUCUUCAGGCUGGGAACGCUGCUGGAUUGUCCCCGGCUCGCUCUGGCUGCCAAAGAGUUCAUCUGCGAGCGCUACCAGAUGGUCGUCAGGGACCAGGACUUCCUGCAGCUGGGUCCGAGCGAGCUGGGCAUCAUCAUCACCUCAGACGCCCUCAACAUUGAGCGAGAGGAGCUGGUGUUCGAAUCCCUGAUGGACUGGGUCAAACAUGACGAGACAAACCGCGUUAAGGACCUGCCGGAGCUGUUGCACUGCGUCCGUUUCAGGCUCAUACCGUUGGAUUACUUCAAAGAGAAAGUGGAGCGCCACCAGUUCCUCCGGUUCAGCCAGGACAUCAAGAAGGAGCUGGAUCUCGUCAAGGAUGCUCACCAGGGGCGCCUCCCAAAGCCCAGGAAGCAAGGCAGCGACGGGGCAAAGGGGGGAGAAGGAAGUGAGGAGGAGGAUGAGGACGAUGAGGAAGAAGGGUACUUGCCGGGUAUACUCAACAACAACCCUCGAUUUGGGAUGUUUGAGCUGGACCUGAUACUUAUGAUCAACGACACAGGGACUGUGGCCUAUGACCCGCCAGGGAAUGAAUGCUUUGUGGUCUCAGAGUCGACAGGAAUUCCCAAGAACCACUGCAGCCUCGUGACCAAGGAGAACCAGGUGUUUGUGGUCGGAGGACUUAUCUACAACGAGGAGGACAAAGACGAGCCAUUCAGCUCUUACUUCCUGCAGUUUGACCCAGUGAGUUCAGAGUGGUUAGGGAUGCCCUCACAGCCCAACCCUCGCUGUCUGUUCGGCCUGGCCGAAGCUGAAAACUCCAUCUUUGUUGUUGGAGGAAAGGAGGUGAAGGAAGGCGAGCACGUCCUGGACUCAGUCAUCAUCUAUGACAGACAGUCAUUCAAAUGGGGAGAGUCUGACCCUCUGCCUUAUGCAGUGUACGGCCAUGGAACCGUAUCACACAAAGGUCUCGUCUACGUCAUUGGAGGAAAAUCUGAAAGCAAGAAAUGUAUGAAAAGAGUCUGUGUCUACAACCCUACUAAGUUUGAGUGGAAGGACCUGGCUCCUCUGACGACGGCCCGCUCCCUGUUUGGUAUCACCGUCCACGAAGACCAGAUCUACGUGAUGACGGGGGUCACAGACACAGGCCUCACCAGCUCUGUGGAGGUGUAUGACAUCGCCACCAACAAGUGGUCUGAGUUCACAGAGUUCCCUCAGGAGCGCAGCUCUCUCAGCCUGAUCUCGAUGGGAGGUUUCCUGUAUGCUGUGGGGGGCUUUUCCAUGAUGCCCAGUGAAACCAGUGAGGAGCCCGUCCCAACAGAGAUGACUGACAUCUGGAGAUACGAUGAGUCAGACCAGUGCUGGAAUGGGAUUUUGCGAGAGAUCAGCUACGCAGAGGGAUCCACUAUUCUUCCAGCGCGUCUCAACACUCUGCGCCUCACCAAGUUAUAACUGCUGGUGGUGCCGUGAGGUUAAUGAAGUAACAUUAGCAUUCAAAAUUGGCCCAAAAUUGGCUUAGGAUACAGAAUGUUUCACAAAUGAAUUUGGUCUCUGAAGAUGAAAAAGUGUUUUUCCUUAUGUUUUACAGCAGAGGGAGACAGGUACAUGUUGAGUCUAAGUGAGGGGACAUGAGAAUCACACCAAAUAUAUUUUAUGAAAAGCUCAAAUGUUGAUUUGUACAUCUGUUUUUUUGUUGUUAUAUUAUUCCAUAAAGUUUCUUUAAUACCUGUUUGCUUUAUUUAAAGCAGAAAUAAAGAUGAUGGUUGACUGUA